Messenger RNA from Arabidopsis lyrata subsp. lyrata, 2486 nucleotides. RefSeq names its product probable serine/threonine-protein kinase PBL4. Lineage: Eukaryota; Viridiplantae; Streptophyta; Magnoliopsida; Brassicales; Brassicaceae. The transcript has 3 exons. The coding region runs from base 1294 to 1710 and encodes 138 amino acids. The record is from RefSeq and is a predicted model, not a curated record.
GACCCUCCUGUGCUAAUGUGACUCACAUGGAAAUGUCUUCAAAUACAAAUCCAUAUCGUUCUCUACUGACACCACUCUAUUAAAUACUUUAAUACCUUAUCUUAUAUACUUAUCUACCUCAACACUUAUUCACCAGACCGUGCAAAGCAUCGUUGAUUCAUGUAAAAAUUGUUUAAAAGUGGCAUCUUUUGAGGAGUUAUGUAAACAUUAACACUUACCUCCUUUGUGUUGCACCAGGACUCUAUUUUAUGCAAUCCAUAUCUCAUAAAACAGCAAGAAGAUAAUGCUUUAGUUAUAGUGCAAGAGACUAACAAGCUUAAGGAAUGGUUCUUUGGUAGAGAGGUAAAGCUCCUAAAGCCUCUCGCUCAGCUCUCUCCCGCUUCACUUGCAAAUGAAGUAUCGUGUGUAAGAACUUUGCAAUAGUAUUCCCCAACACUACAAGAUAGAGAAAAGUUCAUGAUACAAGUUCAUUAAGAAUAAGCAAGUAGUGGAUGGAGAAAACAUAUAUAGUUUUGAUCAUUAGCAGCAGAAGAUAUCAAUAUGAAUAUUUGUGUAUAUUAUAUCGAAAUUGGGUAUUUUGCACUGACAGAAGAAAGAUAGGCUUAAUCCUGUUUUUCGUCUUACUAGAAGUUACAUAUGUUACAAUAUUACACAACUUAUAAGGUUAAGAUUAUGAUAUAAAACUAUACUAUGGAACCAAAAAGCUAAUUAUGUAAGGUUUGUUCGCAUAAGGGCUCUUUAAACACAAGAGUAUUCUUGAUCCUUAUACAAGUUUUAUGUUCAAUCUUGCAAGAUCCAUUUAAACUACAAACUUGAAUACUUUUAUGGGGGAUUAUCAAAUUCCUCAAUAUGUUGCAACGAUACACUAUGUCUCAUUGAUCUAAACGACUAAAAACAUAUGCCUUAGACCAUAUUUUUAUCAAAUAUAGAAAAAAAUUGGUGGUUCCCUUGUUGACAUUUUCCAACUCGUUGACAUUUUAUAACACGUUGACAUUUUAACAAAUUGACUUAGACGUCCAUAUACUCGAUGGAUCAUUCCCGAACCUUGAAGCUCGAUGGAUUAGAUCUAGAUAAGUACGGAAAAUAUUUUUCUUCCUCAAAACUCUGUUUCACUGUCAAGAAAGCGGAUAGUAUCGGCAUGGGAAACUGUUUCUCCCUUUUAACCGAAAGAUUUGCUACAAGUCCAGGUAUAUAUAUAUGAAUCUGUGUGUUUACUAUGUGAUAAUGUGUAGAUAGAUAUUGUUAAGCUCUAGAUGUCAAUGUGCAGUGGAGGAAGGUGUGAAAGUAUUCACUAUGGUGGAGCUGAAGAAAGCGACCAAGAAUUUCGGAAAAGAGAGGGUAAUAGGAGACAGCUAUGGCGAAGUAGUGAGGGGAUAUAUCAAUCCCAAGACUUUAUCUCCAGCUAAGGAAGGUGUUGGCAUGGCCGUCGCCGUUAAGAGAUUUUACUUAAAAUAUGAGGAAGCCUUGCAAAAGUGCCUUGUUGACUUGGAGAUUCUGCGACAUAACUCUCAUCCAAGCUUGGUGAAGCUCAUUGGUUAUGAGAGUCGUCCAAAGUCAUUGCCGUGGGAGACACGGCUUAAGAUAUCAAUAGAAGGGGCUCGGUGUCUUGCCUUCUUGCACUCUAGGAAAAAAGACGGUCUCUAUCGCACAUGUCUCACUGCUUGUAAUAUCCUGCUUGAUUCGGUAUGGAUUCGCUUACCAUUUUUUUGAAUACUUCCUCCUUAACUUACAAAUGAUAGCUAUGGGGGGUAUGCAGGAGUUCAACGCAAGAGUUUCUUGUUUUAGACUCAAAAUGGUAGAUUCUCUCGAAGACUGUUCACACACCCCCUCUUAUGCCGAUGGAUCAUCCAGAAUUUACUAUGCACCUCUUGAAUACAUAUUCUCAGGCAACAAUCUUCUGUUUCCUCCUUCAGUUCUCUCUCAAGUUAGAAAUGACCAUUAAAUUCGAACACUAACCUUAGACUGAUGCAGGGAUAUCGCACAUGGCAGGCGAUGUAUACAGCUUCGGUGUUAUACUACUUGAGAUCUUAACUGGUUUGAGAAACCCGUGCAUCAUCCUAGCAAAGCAAGCAACACAAAAUGGAAAAGAAAACAUUGCAGAGAUGAUUGAUCCAGAUUUAGAGAAUAGCUAUCCUCUUGCAGCGGGAAAACUUAUGUGCGAGCUUAGUAAACAAUGCCUUGAGGACAACCCGAAGAUAAGACCAACCAUGCAAGAAGUGCUAGAUAAUCUGAAUGCUAUAGGCCAGAUUUGAGAGGACAAACUAUAUAAGGGUUAUAAAUUCUGAAAACAUUGUUCCCACUAUAAGAUAGUUAUAAUAUAGUCAAACUAUGCAUAUGCACAAUAUACAACACUGAAAAGGAUUGUGGUUCAAAGGUUACACGCCUCUCUCCAGAGCUCCUCUGAGGAACUUUGAAAACAUUCCCAAAAGCUAGCUUAAGGGAUUGAGUGUACUUAGGUCUUUUAUAUAGCAUUGAUUUACUCUCCU